AUGCUGUUGGCAGCUCGCGCUCGGCUGCUGCGAACUCCUGCCGCCCGUUGUGCCUCCAUUGCAACUCGCUCUCUCAACAGCAAUGUCACUGCCGCUUCCACACAAUUAAACCGCCUCCAAGUGGCAAAAUCCCGUGCAUUCUCGACGGUUGACGGUCCCAAAGACGACGAUGGAGAAGUCAAGGAAGAGCUCAGCCUAGAAGACGACGACGACCAGAACCAGCCAAACGAUAGCGAAAUGAGUCCUCUUGAACGUCUCAUGCAGCAUGCGCAGCAGUUUCAAUUGGAGGCGGAACUGGACGAUAACGACGAUGACCAAGGCGAUGACGCUACACCGGAACGCUCUGAAAGCGACGACAUGUUUGCCAAUGAAUGGAAUGCCAUAAACGACAGCGCCAAGAGCAAAUCCAACAGCGGAAGCUCUGGCGUCUUUAAGCGCAACACGUUCCGUCGUCGGGGGAACUCGGACCGUCACUGGAAACUCGGCCGACGUGCCGAAGGUCACGUCAUCGGCAAGGACACGGACGAGAUCGACUACGACGCCGAGCUGGAGAACGUCUGGGACGACGAGCAACUUAAACAACGUAAGUUCCACCAAGCUCUACGUCGUGAAGAGGACAAAGACCACAUCUGCACCAACUGCGGGGAGCGUGGUCAUCAAGAGGAAGAAGAACCAGAAGCUCCGAAAGAAAGCCGCCAAGGCAGCAAACAACCCGAGCAUGCCACGACUCAAAGAGUUGCCCACCAGUGA
Phytophthora infestans T30-4 is the source of this 750-nucleotide messenger RNA. RefSeq lists its product as uncharacterized. The transcript is spliced from 2 exons. Lineage: Eukaryota; Oomycota; Peronosporomycetes; Peronosporales; Peronosporaceae. The record is from RefSeq and is a predicted model, not a curated record. Bases 1 to 750 code for a protein of 249 amino acids.